Molecule: messenger RNA, 307 nt
Organism: Neopelma chrysocephalum (saffron-crested tyrant-manakin)
Lineage: Eukaryota; Metazoa; Chordata; Aves; Passeriformes; Pipridae
Product: rap guanine nucleotide exchange factor 3-like
Exons: 3
Source: RefSeq, a predicted model, not a curated record
ACACGCUGCUGGGGGAUUUCCUGCUCACCUACACCGUGUUCAUGCCCAGCUCGCAGCUCUGCAGGGCUCUGCUGCACCAGUUCCGCUCGGAGCCGCUGGAGGGUUCGGAGCAGGACAAAGCCGCCUUCGCGCUGCUCAAGCGCCGCAAGAUCCUGCGCCUGGUGAGCCAGUGGCUGCUGCUCUACGGGCGGCUCCUGCAGGGCGACCGCGGCACCACGGCCCUGCUGCAGAACCUGGCGGACCUGGCGAGCCGCGACCCCCGCCUGGGGGGGCUGGGGCAGGAGCAGGAGCGGCGGCGGCCCCGGGG